This is a messenger RNA of Coccidioides posadasii C735 delta SOWgp, 1109 nucleotides long. RefSeq lists its product as uncharacterized. The record is from RefSeq and is a predicted model, not a curated record. Gene Ontology annotation, molecular function: ribonucleoside-diphosphate reductase inhibitor activity. Gene Ontology annotation, cellular component: cytoplasm; nucleus. Gene Ontology annotation, biological process: intracellular protein localization. NCBI's taxonomy places the organism in Eukaryota, Fungi, Ascomycota, Eurotiomycetes, Onygenales, Onygenaceae.
AUGGAGUCGACCGCUGGAAAAAGUCACCCGGGCUCAAAAAGACGCCGUUUUCAAAUCCCAAUCACCUCUUACUUCUCUGUAUCUCACUCGGAUCCUUCCACGCAGUCCGAAUCUUUAUCUCACUAUAACUAUGCUGCUCCAACGUCUUCCGCCAAUCCUGCUCUUCCGGACAAAGUCCAAUCGUCACUCCUGACCGUGGGAAUGCGUGUCCGCAAGGCUGUUCCAGAGGGCUACCAGACCGCACUUAAAACAUCUAGGUUAAAUGUGUAUAUGACCAAUCAUGUUUCCUACAACACGAACUCAUACGCCGAGUUGGCACCCUACUGUGGAGGUUUCAAAAUCGGUAAUUUAGCCGUGCAGACAUUUCCUCCGCCUGCUAUACGGGAAGAUCACGAAAUCGCUUUUGGCCGAAUAGACCAGGAAUCUGUGCCAUCGAGUAGCCAGGAGUCCACCGAUUCUGUGAUGCCAUCGAAUCCGCAUAAACGUGCAUUUGGUGAAGACGACGCUGAGGAUGAGGAUCAGGAAGAGGACAUCACUUCGUUGUACAACCCAAAGGCCUCGAACCCAAACACCGCCGCCUACAGUACUUCUCGCUUGCCAUUGAGAACAAUUCUUCGUCCAAGGUCAGGACGAAAGACGCAGCGAUUCGUUGCUAGUUCCAGGGCCACCAUGGGCUCUUUGCAAAACAAGCUAGAUCAGAUGUGGGGGCUAUCUGGACAAGAAAAUCGACAUCCGAUGUUAAAUAUUCCCUUGUCAGCAGACUUCGAAGAAGCAACAUUCUUAAGACGGAGAGAAGAAGUCGACGAGGACUACGAAAUGGGUGGUGUUUAGAACCUAGACCCCUCUUGCUUUUCUUCCUUCGUCGAUCCGUUUGCUCGUUGUAUAUUUUAUUUGUCAUCUUGGUCAUGGGUUGGCUUGCGCAUUUGGUUUGGAGUUUGAUACCUUGUCAGCGAAUUGGCAAUUUUCCUCUGAUUUGCAUAAUACUGCAGGGAAGUUGUUUUGGGCGGAACUCCGGAGUACUGGGGAUCGUUUGCCGCGGCCAAUAGAUCAUAAUUGUGGAAUAGAUGCUGGCCACGGUACGAACAUUGGCGAAUGUGAUACCAUUGUUG